Sinocyclocheilus rhinocerous is the source of this 2241-nucleotide messenger RNA. Its product is annotated as rhotekin-like. The record is from RefSeq and is a predicted model, not a curated record. Gene Ontology annotation, biological process: mitotic cytokinesis; actomyosin contractile ring assembly; signal transduction. Lineage: Eukaryota; Metazoa; Chordata; Actinopteri; Cypriniformes; Cyprinidae. Gene Ontology annotation, cellular component: actomyosin contractile ring. The transcript is spliced from 13 exons. Bases 154 to 1980 code for a protein of 608 amino acids.
UGUAGUUUGUAAGAGAGGAGAGAGUUCAUCUGAUUUACAUGAACGUGACUGUGACAGCGUGGAGCGUCUACAAUCCAAACUGCGGCUUGGUCUCAGGUCUGUGAGAAUAAACAGCGUUUCUCGGGAGUGAGGGGUCAAGUUAAAAAGUCGCGAAUGUUUUGCCGAAAUCAGACCGCGAGAGCGACUAUCGCACGGGGCUCCGCGCUGGAGAUGGAGAUCCGCCGUGGAAAGUUCAGACAAAGUGUUUUCAUGGAAACCCCGCAGGACAGUGACAUCCAGAAGAAGAUCGACUAUGAGAUCCGGAUGCGUGAGGGUGCUUGUAAACUGCUGGCCGCAUGUUCUCAGAGGGACCAGGCGCUGGAGGCCUCAAAGAGUCUCCUCACCUGCAACGCCCGCAUCAUGGCCUACAUGUCAGAGCUGCAGCGCAUGAAGGAGGCACAAGUCAUGCAACGGGUCGCACGCAGGUCUUCUGAUGCCGGUCCAAUGGAUGACCGAUCCCCAUGUAAAGGCAAAGUAGCCAUUUCAGAUCUACGGAUACCUCUAAUGUGGAAAGACACAGAGUAUUUUAAGAAUAAAGGAGAGCUGCAUCGGUGCGCUGUGUUCUGUCUGCUUCAGUUGGGUGGAGAGAUCUUUGACACAGACAUGGUGAUGGUGGACAGGACGCUGACAGAUAUCUGCUUUGACAACACAAUUGUCUUUAAUGAGGCCGGUCCAGGGUUCGAGCUGCGGGUGGAGCUGUAUAGCUGUUGUUCAGAGGAGGACUACUCAGCAGGCAGCACACCGCGGAAGCUGGCCAGCAAGCUGAGCUCAUCUCUGGGAAGGUCAGCGGGAAAGAAAAUGAGGGCGGCCUUGGAGCCCGGAGCCUGCAGCCCCACUAGCAAUGGAGGAGGAGCGACAAUCCUGCUGCCUGUGCCCUCUGCACCGGGCCCCAAAUAUCAUCUUUUGGCUCACACAACCCUCAAUGUCUCUCACGUCCAGGAUAGCUUCCGCACACAUGACCUCACCAUCACAGGAAAUGAGGAGUGUUCGUACUGGCUGCCUCUGUAUGGCGGUGUAUGUUGUCGUCUGGCCGCUCAACCUCACUGUAUGACAGAACAGAUGAUGAGUGGCUGUCUGAGGGUAAAGCUUGGAGGUGAGCCACAAGGAUGGACAAAUGUCUACGGUGUUUUAAAAGGAACGAAUCUCUUCUGUUAUCAUCAAAAAGAGGACAAGGAGGCCAACGUGGAGCCUGUCUUAACUAUUGGGAUUAACAAAGAGACGAGAAUACGGGCCGCAGAGAAGGAUCCUCACAGCAAGGCACAGAAUAUCUGUAUCACUAACCAGUAUGGAGGAGAGGAGGUGACGCACACACUAGCUGCAGACAGCAGAGAAGAGAGACAGCGCUGGAUGGAGGCCUUCUGGCAGCAGUUCUAUGAUAUGAGCCAGUGGAGGCAGUGCUGUGAUAACCUGAUGAAGAUUGAGCUGCCUUCCCCACGCAAACCUGCCAUAGUCACACCCAAGCAGGGCUCCUUGUACCAUGAGAUGGUGGCCCCUGCAUCCGGAGAGGGGCUUUUGCUGCAGGAUAACGCUGUCUCUGCUGAGAUCCGAGCUCUGCUCUCCUCCUAUUACAAUGACAGGUGCACGAGUCCCGCCAGUGUCAGCCCCUGUUUCCGCCAGGCAUGGUCCCCUGACGCCUCUUCCUCCUCGGGUCGCUUCCGCCCCCGUACCCUCUCCCUGGACGCCAAGCUCUCCACUCUGCGCGGUCGGGGCUACAGUGGCUUCCGGUGCAACUGCCAACCGCCCACCGCCAGCUCUGUGUCUCCUCGCCCCGCUCAGACUGCUCUGUCCUGCUCCAGUUCCACUUCCAGCAGCAGCUCCAGCGAGGGAAGCAACAGUCAAGAGUCAGACCUGGGCUUCUCUAGACCGUCCGGCGCACGCCGCAGCUUGAGGAACCUGAGAGCUAAGCUAGACCCCAGGAACUGGCUGCAGAGUCAGGUGUAGCGGUCACACUUCCUCCGAUUACUGUCAGAGCCAUCACAACUUCCUGUGUCCCCCUGGAAAAAACUGCAAUACCUGAGGUCAUGUAUGCUCAAUGUCUGUCAUUGCGUUCUCUUUACAUAAUAAGAUCAACAUGAAAAAUGAACUUUUUCUUCUGCCUUUUAAAGGAGCCUCAGCAAUGGGAAUUCAGUACUAUUAGUUAUAUAAUACAGUGUUUCCCAACCUUUUUUUUGUCGCGGCACCCUUUGGAAAUUUUAACAAACU